GAGCAGUCAGCACCUCACAGUGCGUUCCACAGUGCCCCGCACCGAGUGUCGCCGUCCCCCGCCCUGUGGCUCAGCCCCUGCACCGCCUCCGCCUGAGCACAGCCGCCACCCUGCGCCACUCGAAGACGCGUGGGUAAAUGGAAUCGGAAUCGGUCAUCAAGCCGCAGUCGGCAACGCCCCCCCUUGACACCUCCAGCUGGCCACUUCUCCUCAAGAACUACAGCCAGCUCAACGUGCGCUCGGGACACUACACCCCCAUCCCUAGCGGCCACACCCCGCUGCGGCGCCCGCUCCAGGAGUAUGUGCGGUAUGGUGUCAUCAACCUGGACAAACCGUCCAACCCCUCCUCGCAUGAGGUCGUGGCGUGGAUCAAGCGCAUCCUGCGGGUGGAGAAGACCGGGCACUCUGGCACGCUGGACCCCAAGGUGACGGGCAAUCUCAUUGUCUGUGUUGACCGCGCGACCCGCCUGGUGAAGAGCCAGCAAGGUGCUGGCAAGGAGUAUGUGGCCGUGGCCCGGCUACAUUCCAAGGUGGAAGGUGGCGCUGCCAAGGUUGCACGCGCUAUAGAGACCCUCACUGGCGCUCUGUUCCAGCGGCCCCCGCUAAUUUCGGCGGUGAAGCGCCAGCUGCGCAUCAGGACUAUUUACCAGAGCAAGUUGAUCGAAUAUGAUGAUGAGCGCAACCUGGUAGUGUUUUGGGUUAGCUGUGAAGCGGGCACCUACGUGCGCACGCUUUGUGUUCACCUGGGCCUGUUGUUGGGCGUAGGAGGCCACAUGCAGGAGCUGCGGCGUGUACGGAGCGGCAUCAUGGGCGAAAAGGACAACAUGAUCACGAUGCACGAUGUGCUUGAUGCGCAGUGGACCUUCGACAACUUGAAUGAUGAGGCCUACCUUCGCCGGGUAGUCAUGCCGCUCGAGACGCUGUUGACAAACUACAAGCGGAUUGUUGUGAAGGACAGUGCAGUGAAUGCGCUGUGCUAUGGCGCCAAGCUCAUGAUCCCUGGCCUGCUGCGCUAUGAAAGUGGCAUCGAGGUGGAUGAGGAGGUGGUGCUGAUGACCACCAAGGGGGAAGCCAUUGCUGUUGCUGUCGCCCAGAUGACAACCAGCAUCAUGGCCACCUGCGACCACGGCUGCGUCGCGAAGGUGAAGCGGGUGAUUAUGGAGCGCGACACAUACCCGCGCAGGUGGGGCCUUGGGCCAAUGGCCCAAAAAAAGAAACAACUUGUUGCUGCUGGGCAGCUGGACAAGUAUGGCCGCCCGAACGAGGUCACCCCCAAGGAGUACUUGCGAGCGCUAGGCGAACCCGAUGGGAAGGCUGCGCAGGGCGGACAGGUGCUUGAGGAGGACCGAGGCGAGCAGAAACAUGACCAUGAAGAUAGCAAGCAAAAGGUGGAGAAGAAGAAAAAGAAGAAGCGUGAGCGGGAGGCGGAAGAGAAGAGUGGAGAGGAGAAGAAGAUGAAGAAGAAGAAGUAAUUGGUGUGCCAAAGGUGGCUGCUGCCAUUUCACUCGCUACCAGCGCUACUCUCCUCUUCGGCGUCAGCCAGCCAGCCCAGCAAGUCGGUGCACAGCUCCACAAAGCGGCGAUCCUCCUUUGCACCAUUUUCCUUUUCAUUCGCCCAAUCCAGGAUUGCUUCCUCACAGAGCAGGUCGUGGUCAUAGCAAAGCUUGACCACCUGCGCAAAGUUAUUGCCGCAAGCAACAUGUGUGAUGCGUGGGACAC
This is a messenger RNA of Chlorella variabilis, 1719 nucleotides long. RefSeq lists its product as hypothetical. Gene Ontology annotation, molecular function: pseudouridine synthase activity; RNA binding. Bases 138 to 1472 code for a protein of 444 amino acids. The record is from RefSeq and is a predicted model, not a curated record. Gene Ontology annotation, biological process: rRNA pseudouridine synthesis; mRNA pseudouridine synthesis; box H/ACA sno(s)RNA 3'-end processing. Gene Ontology annotation, cellular component: box H/ACA snoRNP complex. NCBI's taxonomy places the organism in Eukaryota, Viridiplantae, Chlorophyta, Trebouxiophyceae, Chlorellales, Chlorellaceae. The transcript has 14 exons.